AUGGAGAAGCCGACCACGACACACUGGGCAGCAAUCAAGCAGAUACUCAGGUAUAUUCAGGGAACACUGAACUAUGGUUGCUGCUAUGUGCGUGGUGGUGAAGGGAGACUGUUGGGCUAUAGUGACAGUGAUCAUGUUGGUGAUACUGGAGAUCGUAAGAGCACUUCUGGGAAUGUCUUUUUCCUCGGAGAGAACCCCACCUCUUGGACCUCCCAGAAGCAGAAGGUAGUGGCGAUCAGCUCUUGUGAGGCUGAAUAUGUGGAAGCUACGGCAGCAACCUGUCAGGGUCUCUGGUUGAACAGGCGGAUCAGUGAGAUGAGGGGCCAAGAGCCAACAAAGUUCAAACUCUUGAUCAACAAUAAGUCAGCAAUUGCUUUGGCAAAGAACCCAGUUCAUCAUGACCGCAACAAGCAUAUUGAUGUUAAAUACCACUUCAUCAGAGAAUGCAUUGAGGAAGGUCAAGUAGAAGUCGAUCAUGUUCGGACCAACUACCAGCUAGCAGAUGUACUGACAAAGGCUCUUGGACGCGUUCGUUUUGUGGAGAUGCGGCAGAAGCUUGGAGUCAGGGAGAUCGGUGACAAGGCCUGA
Messenger RNA from Aegilops tauschii subsp. strangulata, 588 nucleotides. RefSeq names its product secreted RxLR effector protein 161-like. Lineage: Eukaryota; Viridiplantae; Streptophyta; Magnoliopsida; Poales; Poaceae. The record is from RefSeq and is a predicted model, not a curated record.